AUGCGAGCCAGAUCUUAUGGCCAAGCAAAGAGCUUUACAGAAGAAACCAAGAAGAUACCCAAGCCACAGACUUAUUAGCCCCCUCCUUGUGUUUUUUGCUGUCGUUUCUCUUUCAUUGCAUGAGAGGCAGGGCUAUGAUUGAGUGAACCAGACAAAGGGUUUCCCUCACCUGUCCCCAAACCUAUCUACUUCAGCUUCCUUGUUCUUUUUUCUUUUUUACACUUUACAGUUUUUUUAAAUUUUUUACUAGACUCGUGAAAGUUAAAAAAAAAAAGUAAGGGUAAUGCUGCUUUUGUUUGCUUGGGUGGUCUAGUGAAAUGAGUGAUCUUUAUUUUCCCCAGAAAGUGAGGGAAAGUGUGAAAAACUAAGAGGGGAAAAAAACCCAGCUGAUUUUGGCUUCCACUCCUUUUCCAUUCUCUUCCUUCUCUGCUUUGUUGUACUUUUGCUAGAGCUGUAGCAUUUUGAAUAGGAAAUGAGGAAACAUGGAUGGGAGCUUCCCUAUCAUCCACUCCAGGUGGUGGCCGUUUCUGUGUUCUUGGCACUUGGAUUUGCUUUCUACGUGUUCUUUGCUCCUUUUGUUGGGAAGGAGAUGUUUCAAUACAUUGUGAUGGGAAUCUAUACUCCUCUUAUUACGUGUUGCUUUGGCCUAUAUAUUUGGUGUGCGGCAGCUGAUCCUGCGGAUCCUGGAGUUUUCAAGUCGAAAAAGUAUCUCAAAAUUCCUGAAAAUAGGAAGUGUUCCGGCCCAAAGGAUUCUAAAUUUGUUGGGGAUUCAACUACGUCCUUGCAUGAAGACACCACUACUUCAGCUGCAGGAAAAACUCUGGAAAAGGAUGCUGCAACUGCGAAUGAAACCUUAGAAGACACACAUGUUGAAAUCGAGAGAAACAAGGCUUUGUCGAAACAAUCAUCUCGUUUCCUGGGGAUUUUCUUUCCUUGUGCUUUUAUCUGCAAAUGUUGUAGCUCGAACGGAGGAUCUUCUGAACAGCAGAUGAACGAAGAUGGGAUGUUCUAUUGCAGUUUGUGUGAAGUCGAGGUUUUCAAAUAUAGCAAGCACUGCAGAGUCUGCGACAAAUGUGUCAACCGUUUCGAUCAUCAUUGCAGGUGGCUCAACAAUUGCAUCGGACAAAGGAACUACCGACAAUUUUUCACUCUCAUGGCUUCUGCUCUUCUAUUGCUUAUUCUACAGUGGUCAACCGGAAUACUUGUACUUGUAUGCUGUUUCAUCGAUCAGAAGCAGUUUUCUGCGGAUAUUUCAACAAAGUUAGGAAGCAGUUUCUCUUUGGUUCCAUUCGUUAUCGUGGUUGCAUUGUGCACUGUUUUGGCUAUGGUUGCUACGUUACCUAUUGCACAGCUUUUCUUCUUUCACAUUCUACUCGUGAAGAAGGGAAUCAGCACAUACGAUUAUAUAAUAGCUUUACGAGAGCAGGAGCAAGAGCAACAAGGUGUUGGUGGUCACCAGAGUCAGCAAAUGUCCCCAGCUAGCUCGCUUACUGGAUUAAGUAGUGCUAGUUCCUUUUCUACUUUUCAUAGGGGUGCAUGGUGUACACCUCCACGGCUUUUCCUCGAAGAUCAGUUUGAUGUUGUUCCUCCCGAUACUGGAUCCGUGAGUUCAUAUGGGAAAAAGAUGGUAGGGGAGGAACCUAUUAAGAAGAAGAACCCGGGAGCUGUUAAGAUCAGUCCAUGGACAUUGGCACGGUUAAAUGCAGAAGAUGUUUCGAAAGCUGCGGCUGAAGCAAGGAAAAAGUCCAAAAUCCUGCAGCCCGUAGUGAGACAUGAAGCCCCUUCGGGGCUAGAAGCGGGAAGCAGCUUUGGAAGCAGUGGUCGACAAGUGUUCUCGAGAGCUGAUAGCAGAAGGCGAGCAUCCAAGCGGGUUCGUCUCCCAGCAGACCUACCCUUGGAGUCCUUAACGAGCAUUUCCUCUAAAGCUACCGAUAAAGGUUUCAACGACACAUUGUGUAGUUUGGCACCUCUUCAACUGGAAGCACGAAGCGCUUUCCAAACCAGCCGAGCAAUGUCAAGCUAUCCUGGGAUCGUUGCCUCUUCUCCCGAGAGCAGUCUAGACUCGCCAGAUAUUCAUCCAUUUCGGGUCUCCUCAUCGGGAGCUGAAGAAUCAAGACGACUAACAGGUUUACCUGCCGUCAAUAUGGCUGCUCCCAAGGGAUUUCAUUUGUCGAGGUCUACUAGUGAUGGGUAUGAAGCAUCGGGCGGGGAAGAUAGUGAUCAAGUUCCUUCGAGAAUUAUACAGAGAUCAACAAACUGGAGCAAUGUUCUUUUCGAUCCUGAACAGGAUGAGAGUAUUGUUAAACUAAAAGCACCAUCAUCAUCCAGCCAAGCUAAUAUUAGAAUUCUGUGACCAAUUGUGAUCAAUGAAGCCGGUUGAUUUCGGUUAUGAAAGUUCAUUCUUUGAUUUAUGACUGUAAAGGGCAACACUGAUUUCCAUCAGAGGCAAGACUAGCUACCGACACAUCGAAGAGUUAGUCGUUCGGUACUUG
This is a messenger RNA of Hibiscus syriacus, 2492 nucleotides long. RefSeq names its product probable protein S-acyltransferase 22. Gene Ontology annotation, cellular component: Golgi apparatus; endoplasmic reticulum. Gene Ontology annotation, biological process: protein targeting to membrane; peptidyl-L-cysteine S-palmitoylation. Bases 473 to 2353 code for a protein of 626 amino acids. NCBI's taxonomy places the organism in Eukaryota, Viridiplantae, Streptophyta, Magnoliopsida, Malvales, Malvaceae. The transcript has 9 exons. The record is from RefSeq and is a predicted model, not a curated record. Gene Ontology annotation, molecular function: protein-cysteine S-palmitoyltransferase activity.